AUGGCGCUCCUCCUCCGCAGACUGCGGAGCCUGCCGUUCCGAGCUGCGCCUCCACGGGCUGCGCGCGGCCGACCGGUUAGCGAUGUCCUCGGCGCCAGGGCGCGACACGGGGACGCAGGGUCUCUUACAAAGCAUGAGCCAUCCCUCCCCAAGAGUGAGUGGCGAAAGAAGCUGACUCCAGAGCAAUUCUAUGUGACCAGAGAAAAAGGAACUGAGCCGCCUUUCAGUGGGAUCUACCUGAAUAACAAGGAAUCCGGAAUGUAUCACUGUGUAUGCUGUGACAGCCCACUCUUCAGUUCUGAGAAAAAGUACUGCUCUGGCACUGGAUGGCCUUCGUUUUCUGAGGCCCAUGGUACAUCUGGCUCUGAUGAAAGUGGCACAGGAAUCUUGAGACGUGUGGACACCUCAUUAGGAGCAGUUCGCACAGAGGUUGUCUGCAAACAGUGUGAAGCUCAUCUCGGCCAUGUGUUUCCUGAUGGACCUGGGCCUACUGGUCAGAGGUUUUGCAUCAACAGUGUGGCACUGAAGUUCAAACCAGGACAACCUUGACUCUCUCCAAGAGUCCCCUUCCCUUGCCACUCCUUCACUUACACCCUCAAUGUUCAAAAUUCAUGUCACUGACUUGUUUUAUUUAAUACCAAACUGGACUAAGCUUCCUGCUGGCACCAGGCAAGUCACAACUUCUCUAAUUUAUCUGGAAUGAACUCAAACCUGACUCAUGCUCUGACUAUGGAAUUUUGCAGAAUGACAGAAGGGCAGCCUUUUCUAGCUGACUGACUUCUGUAGGCUCUGCCCAAGGGCAUGACUCUUUGGGAACAUUAGGAAGCUGAUGGACUAUAAACUAAAAAAUUUCUACAAAACUACCCUGAACUUUCCAUUGCAGUUAAGUCCUUCAUGGACAUAUAUAUGUGAGGGAUCAAGUGAAAAAGAGCAAGGAAAAUAUGGGAUUAAUCAACAAUGUAGCAUUGGAAGAAGUACUGAGGAGCAGGACCGCAGAAGAGCUGUGCUUUGGGAGGUACAUAUGGUGAUGGAUGGGAUGCAUGACUCUAAAAAUUUUGGAAUGUUUUGAACAUUCUAGUUCCAACUUUUGACCGACCCUCAAAUAAGUUCCAAUGGAAGCUUGUUAGAGUUAAGCAACAGUGAACACAAGUGGCUAAAAGUAAAUUUUUAAAUGUUCAAAUAAAAUAUUUACUAACAUUUAUGUUUGCUUUUUGUCUAAAUCUGUGAAUUUGCUCUUUUAUAAAAAAAUGACUCUAAAUUAAACGGAUCACAUGGUAAUAGGCAUUUGUCUAUACUAACACUAAUAGGAACUGAAGUGUUUUAUAAAUUGAGAAUCUUGAAUAAUUUGCUAUUGAGAGUGUUUAAAUUAUUUUGGGGGGUAAUUUAUGGGCAGAAAGGAAAAUUAUCCCAUUUUCUCUUUAUUCACUUGUAAUGCAUUAUUUAAUUCUUCUUUUAGUGGUUACCUUGGAAAUUACAACAUGCAUUGUUAACUUAUCAUCAUGAAAAGUAUUACUUUUUUUUACUUCUCCAAGGAUGCUAACCUUAGAACACUUUAAGUUCCAUUAACACUCUCCCAUAUUUUAUGUUACUAUUGUCAUGUAUUUAAUUUUACACACAUUUUUAAACCCCACAAAUUAUUAAUGUAUAUGUCAGUAUCAUUUAUAUUUACCUGCAUAUUUACAACAUUUUUUGUUGCUCUUUAUUUCUUCCUAAAGUCUCAUGUUUUCCUGUGUGAUUAUUUUUCUUCUGCCUGAAGAAUUACUUUUACUUUUAGUUCAUGAUUCCUAGUGGUGAAUCUUCUCAGUUUUUGUUGGUAAGAAAAUAUAUUUCUUCUUCUUUCAUUUUUAAAGCUUUAUUAAAGAAAAAUUUAUGUAAAAA
Molecule: messenger RNA, 1878 nt
Organism: Miniopterus natalensis
Lineage: Eukaryota; Metazoa; Chordata; Mammalia; Chiroptera; Miniopteridae
Gene: MSRB2
Product: methionine sulfoxide reductase B2
Biological process (GO): protein repair; response to oxidative stress
Cellular component (GO): cytoplasm
Molecular function (GO): peptide-methionine (R)-S-oxide reductase activity
Source: RefSeq, a predicted model, not a curated record